This is a messenger RNA of Photinus pyralis (common eastern firefly), 1652 nucleotides long. Its product is annotated as serine/threonine-protein kinase 32B-like. The coding region runs from base 550 to 1563 and encodes 337 amino acids. NCBI's taxonomy places the organism in Eukaryota, Metazoa, Arthropoda, Insecta, Coleoptera, Lampyridae. Gene Ontology annotation, molecular function: G protein-coupled receptor binding; G protein-coupled receptor kinase activity; ATP binding. The record is from RefSeq and is a predicted model, not a curated record. Gene Ontology annotation, biological process: protein phosphorylation; G protein-coupled receptor signaling pathway; regulation of signal transduction. The transcript has 6 exons.
AACUAUUUAAAGAAACGCACUCAUGGCCUGUUAACUGUAAAACAUUGUCUCGAUUGGAACUGUUCUCUAGUUUGAUUUUUGAGUUUAGUUCUAGAUCAAAUGUGACAAUGAUAUACUUAAAGGUACCAAUUGCCGAAUCAUACAUGUAAUUAACCAGGAAGAAGCACUCGCCAUUUAACACCAUAAAAGCAUCUUCUGCAUCUUGAUCCACAUGAAUGUCAAAGGUAGCACUUUUUAAAAUUGACAAACGGUGCUCUUGGGUAAGGUGUUCACGCAUUUCUUUAAAUUUACCAUUCCACUGACAUUUAAAUUUGUUAUGCAAUGGACAAGGAACAGGAUUAUAGUUACACUUGUUGAUGUGCUCUUCUUUGUUGAAUUUAUAUGUUACAGUACAACCGUCACCGCUAUUCUUGCAUGGAAAAUGCACAUUCGCCAAUAUCUUUUCUAAAGUAGCGUUUCGAUAGGGUUUAAGGCAGUUCCCUUGCGAGCAGCUGUUGCAUAUAUCUCUGCCGUCUUCAAGAAGAUAAAUUGGAGCAGUUGAUAGGACACAUGCACAUAACCGACUUCAAUAUAGCUACGUUUGUUAAGGAUGGACAAUUAGCUUCAUCCAUGUCGGGCACCAAACCAUACAUAGCACCAGAGGUUUUCGACUGCGCUGUGGAUUUGUGUGUUGGAUACUCCUACGCGGUAGAUUGGUGGUCAUUAGGUGUUGUUGCAUACGAAAUGCUCCGAGGACGACGACCAUUUGACAUACACUCAAACACGUCUAUUCAAGAAGUGAGGGCACUAUUUCAAAACGGAGUAAAUUACCCUUCUUCUUGGAAAGACGAAAUGAUCGACCUUCUCUCAAAACUGCUGUGCGUCAGACCUGGGGAGCGUGUUUCAACAAUUCAAGAAUUAAAACAGAUAAAGUGCCUAGACCAAUAUGACAUGGAAUUAGUUUUCCAAAGAAAAUAUCAGCCUUUCUUUGCCCCACCAAGAGAUCACUUAAAUUGUGAUCCCACGUUUGAACUUGAAGAAAUGAUUAUAGAAACGAAACCGCUGCAUAAAAAGAAAAAGCGAUUAGCUAAGCAAAGGUCGAUAAGGGAAACGCACCAGGCGGAAGUGGAGGCAGACUGUCCCAUAGAGCUGCACCAAACGAUCAUACCCGAGUUCAAAAUCUACAACAGAUACCAGGAGCUGGCUAGGCGCGAAAAAGAACGCAAGGAAUUAGCAUGGGAAAAGGAACUUCAGCUAGCAAUGGAAGCUUCCGAUCCACUAUCACCCGUAACCAAAGACAACUAUACUUGUAGUAGCUGUCCAAAGUCACGCAGUGUAGACGACAGCUGUUCCUCAAUUCUAAAAAGUGUCAAAAUUUACCAUAAAACACCUUGCAUAUUAGAAACCAAGGAAUUUUUAGAUGAUACUAUAAUUGAAGAAUCUAGUCAAUUAGUAAACCAAACCAGUGAUAAUCAAAGCGCUACAAGUUUUCAGAAGGAAAAAGUUUGUGAUAUUCAGAAUAAAUUACAAAAUUUUGAAUUUAUAGAUAGAUCCCCAUCACCUGUAGAUCGUAAAGAUACUUGAUAAUUUUCUACUUUUCUCAUGUAGGUAAUAAGUAUAGUAUAAUGUUAAAGGACCAUUUUAUCACUUAAUAAAUAUUUUUCCUAGUGUCA